Molecule: messenger RNA, 1459 nt
Organism: Camelina sativa (false flax)
Lineage: Eukaryota; Viridiplantae; Streptophyta; Magnoliopsida; Brassicales; Brassicaceae
Product: F-box/kelch-repeat protein At3g18720-like
Molecular function (GO): protein binding
Source: RefSeq, a predicted model, not a curated record
AUGAGGCCGCGCCGUCGAACAUACACGGCAGCAACAUCGCCGUCUUUGGUCACAGUGAAGCCCAUAGUUGAAGCAGUUUCCGUUCCAGUGUCCGAUUCAAAAAGAAGAAUAAGAAAGCUCCAAUCAUGCACUGCAAAAAAAGCUAAGGAUGGAUCGAAAAAGAAGAACAAGUGUGAUAUAGGAGGCUUGUGGGGGAAUCUAAUACCCUUAGAUAUCCUGCGGAAGAUACUGUCCGGCCUUGGAUUAAAAGCCAACAUACAAGCUUCCGCUGUCUGCAAGGCAUGGUGCGAAGCAGCUGUCUCUGUUCGCAAGUUUCAGAUUCUUCCUCCUCCUCUGCUUUUUAACUCACGAUACUCAAUGCAUAGUAAGGGGGACGCUAUCCCUUACCCAUUACGGUUUCCAACAUGUAAGCUCCAAUUCCCAGGGACGUUGCAUUGUUCCCAUAACCCCGCUUUUUCAAAGGAUUGUUGGGUGCUUUCGACUCAAGACCUGACACCACUUCUUCGUAACCCGUUUACCCGUGAGACCUUCUACUUACCCUGCACACGCAGCUUCCGUUGGUUAGCUUUCUCAGCCGCUCCUACAUCAGCUAGCUGUAUGGUGAUCUCGUACACCCAAAUUAACGCAACUGUUGUGGUCGAUACUUGGCGGCCUGGUGAAACCGUAUGGAUUACGUACUCGUUUGAGAACCAGUUACCCUUUCGCAUUUGGGGGAAAUGUGUCUUCUCCAAUGGCAUGUUUUACUGUCUCAGUACCUGCGGCUAUCUUGGGGUUUUCCAUCCGUCUAAAGAAGCCACAUGGAAUGUUCUUCCACUGAAGAAACCAUGUCCCGCCUUUGAUUAUUUAGAUAACUUUAACCCAGUGUUUAUGACGGAGCAUGAAGGAGACAUCUUUGUUAUUUAUACACACUACGACAACAGCAACCCAUCCGUGUUUAAACUAAAUUCUAAACGCAAGGAAUGGCAAGAGAAGAGAGAUCUUGGUGGCUUGACAAUAUUUACAAGUUUGCCUGCCUCUUUUGUAAGAGCUGGUCUCUCCACGGUGCAUAGGAACAAAAUAUAUUCUUCGUGUAUUGAUGAAUUUGAGCAAUAUGGCAUGUACUACUCCCUCGGUGAUCUCAUAAGCUCUGAUCCCCCUCCAACACACCGAGCGUCUUACCACCACCUUUGGGUGGAGCCACCUCCCAACAACAACUUUUAUUUGUGAUGCAUUUCUUUAUGUUUUGUAAUUUAUGCGUUACGAAUAAUAUUUGCUACUUUCACAAUGGUGCUACGUGUAAUUGUUUGGUUUGGAUGAUUUAAAAAUGAAUUAUCAGAAAUACUAUUUUUGAGAGACAUUGUUUCCCACAAAACAGAGCCUCAUAAUUUUGCAGGAAAUACACACAGUACAAUGUUAACCAAAUCAAAACUGGCGGGAAUCGAUACAACUGAAUCUUUAACGAAGAAGAAGAAGAAGAUGA